AUGGAGGGAAAGCGAGGCGGCGGCUUCAGCAAUGCGAAGAGGGGUUCCAAGUCCGAGAACGGCCGCGACAGUGACGAGAACCAUGAUGACGGCGAGCCCGAAGGGUACCGGUACAAAGCCGACGGACUCAUGAAGCAGUCGUUCAGCAUCACCACCUCGACCGGCCAGCACCUGCACCUCAUUGCGUAUUACUCGCGCCCCGUUUCGGGACAGCCAGAGCUCAAGCAGCCCACCACCGACCCCAAUCUGCGCAACUUCACUCCCGUCAAGGGCAUGUACCCUGAGACGAGCAUCGGCGACUCGCACCUCACCCCUGCAUUGACCCGUGUGCCAAUGCACCACACACCCGCCUACGCUGCGCAGCAGCAUUAUCCUCCUCAGCCAUACGCUCCCCAGUAUGGCCAGCCCGCCUAUGGCUGGCCGCAGGGCGCCCACCAGUACAACGGCCCCAUGUACCAGCCCGGAGUGCCCAUGCCCCCGCACAUUGUCUCGCAUGCCCAGCCUCCCCAGCCUAGCUUCCCUGCGCCUCAUUAUGAGCACGGGACUUUGCUGCCUCCUCCCCAGCGGAGGACAUAUCCUUCUCCUCCUCGCCAACACGACUCGCCCUUGCAGAACGUGUCCUCUGGCGACUCCCGACUCAACACGCUAGGUCAUGGCCCUCUACCCGCCCUCAACGCCGUGACAGCUGGCGCCCUAGGGACAUCUAUCGCGGCUGAGGCGCCUCCGAGCCGUGGCAACAGCAUCAGCCCCCCUCAGAGCUCGCACUCGGACGUCGCGCCCCGGACUAAGCUGCCCCAGCUGCUCAAUUCCCAGACUCUGCCUGCCCCCAGCGAGCCGCAUGUCAGGGGAGAGGACUCCAGGGCACUUCAGAUGCUGAACCAUAGCGACACAAUGUUCACCUUCUGCCCCCUCCAGGGCGCGCUCACGGAAUCCUCCGCGUCGCAGUCGCUACUCGAACUCGACGGCGGCGUCAAGGUCCUCGUCGACCUUGGCUGGGAUGAAUCUUUCGAUGUAGACCAGCUCAAAAAGCUCGAGAAACAAAUACCCACGCUCUCCCUCAUCCUCCUCACCCACGCUAAAGCCUCCCAUCUUGCCGCCUACGCACACUGCUGCAAGAACAUCCCGCUCUUCACACGCAUACCUGUCUACGCGACGCGACCGAUCAUCGACCUUGGCCGAACGCUGACCCAGGACCUGUACUCCUCGGCGCCGGCCGCUGCGACCACGAUAUCUGCAGAAUCCCUAUCCGAAACGGCGUACGCAUUCUCACAAUCGGCGGCCUCGCAGGCCCAGAACUUGCUACUGCAGACACCAACGCCGGAGGAAAUCGCGCGAUUCUUUUCACUCAUCCAGCCGCUCAAAUAUUCACAACCACUUCAACCGCUCUCUUCUCCGUUCAGUCCACCUCUCAAUGGCCUCACGAUCACGGCAUACAAUGCAGGGCACACACUCGGUGGAACAAUUUGGCAUAUUCAGCAUGGCUUGGAGUCGAUUGUAUACGCGGUGGAUUGGAAUCAGGCCAAGGAGAAUGUCCUUGCCGGCGCGGCAUGGCUAGGAGGCGCAGGCGGUGGUGGCGCCGAUGUGAUUGAAGCCCUGCGCAAACCGACAGCUCUCAUUUGCAGCACCCGGGGAGCCGACAAGACGGCACAGGCAGCGGGGCGAAGCAAGCGCGACGAGCAGCUCCUCGAUAUGAUCAAGUCCUGCGUCACUAGAGGAGGCACUGUGCUGAUCCCCGUGGAUUCGAGCGCGAGGGUACUGGAGCUAUCAUACCUACUGGAACACGCGUGGCGGACGGACGCCACGGCUGAGAAUGGCGGUGCGCUCAAGAGCGCCAAGCUCUAUCUCGCAGGACGAAACAUGGCGAGCACCAUGCGGUACGCGCGGAGUAUGCUGGAAUGGAUGGACGACAGCAUCGUGCAGGAGUUUGAGGCCUUUGCCGAAAAUCAGCGCAAGGUCAAUGGGGCAGGAGAAGGCAAGGCCGCCGGGCCCUUUGACUUCAAGUUCCUGCGACUUCUCGAGCGCAAGGCGCAGAUUGCCAAGUUGCUCUCGAGAUCCGUCGAGAACGUGGAGACGGAGGGACGUGUGAUUCUAGCCAGCGACACGAGCAUGCAGUGGGGGUUCUCGAGGGACAUUCUCAAGGGACUAGCCAAAGACUCGAGGAACCUGGUCAUCCUGACCGACCGACCUGGGCUUGCACCGGGUCAAUCACCGUCGAUAGCGAGGACAUUGUGGGAGAUUUGGAGGGAGAGGAAAGAAGGUGUUUCGGUCGAGUCAAGCAGCUCCGGGGAGGAUCUUGAGUUCGUCCAUGGCGGUGGGCAAUCGCUCGAGAUCCAGGAAGCGCAGCGGGAAGCUCUGGAAGGGGAUGAGCUGGACAGUUAUCAGCGGUGGUUGGCGACGCAGCGACAACUACAGGCGACCCAGCAAGCAGGUGGUGCUGGUGCAAUGGAGACCUCGGGUGAUAUUGUCGACGACGCAUCCGAGUCAUCGUCAGACUCGGAAGAUGAUGACGAGCAACAGGGCAAGGCCUUGAAUGUGUCCGCCCAGCUUGGUCAGGCUGGACGGAAGAAUGUGGUACUGAAGGAUGAGGACCUGGGCAUCAAUGUCCUGAUUAAGAAGAAAGGCGUAUUCGACUGGGACACGCGCGGCAAGAAAGGCAGGGAAAAGUCGUUCCCGCUCACGAUACGGCGGAAGAGGGGGGAUGAUUUUGGCGAGAUGAUCCGGCCAGAAGACUUCCUACGCGCCGAGGAGAAGGAGGACGACGCAGUCGAGGCUGGCAAACUGGCCGCGGAUGACGACAAGCUGGGCAAGAAACGCAAAUGGGACGACGUCGCGAAGACCGCACCCAGUAAAGCUGUCGCAGCGGGCGAGGACGAGGGCCACGGCGCACCAGACGGGUUUGUCGCCGAUGAACUGGACGAGAUCCAGGAUACGGAGCCUGAGCAGCCAUCAGGCCCUUCGAAACUGGUCUACACAACGGAAACGAUCACGGCGAACCUCCGCAUUGCUCACAUUGAUUUCAGGGGUCUCCACGACAAACGCAGCCUCAACAUGCUGAUCCCACUGAUCCAGCCGCGCAAGCUCAUUCUUGUCGGCGGCAAUCAGCAGGAGACCAUGGCUCUCGCAGAGGACUGCCGUGCCGCCCUCUCUGGAAACGUGUUUACCCCCGAGACGGGUGUCUGGGUCGAUGCAAGCGUCGACACCAACGCCUGGCUGGUCCGUCUUGCAGACCCGCUGGUCAAGAGGCUCAAGUGGCAGAACGUCAAGGGGCUGGGCAUCACCACCAUCAGCGGCCAGCUCCUGGCGCACACGCUCGCGCAGGAGAAGGAGGAACCCAAGGAGGAAGAGGCGCCGGCCAACAAACGACAAAAGAUGGACAACACGGCCGUCGCGCUCGUCAACCACUCGAUUCCCUCGUCGACACCUACCCUCGACAUUAUGCCGAGCACACUCAAGACGUCGUCCCGUUCUGCCACGCAGCCUUUGCACGUGGGCGACUUGCGCCUCGCGGACCUCCGGCGUGCGAUGCAAGGGGCAAGCCAUGUUGCCGAGUUCAAGGGUGAGGGUACCCUUGUCGUGGACGGGAGUGUCGCCGUGCGGAAGACGGCCGAGGGCAGGAUCGAGGUGGAGAGCAUAGGACUACCGUUGGGCGGGAGGCGGAACGCGCUUGUGGAGGUGAAGCGGGUGAUUUACGAUAACUUGGCCGUUGUCUUGGGCGCCUAG
Molecule: messenger RNA, 3720 nt
Organism: Emericellopsis cladophorae
Lineage: Eukaryota; Fungi; Ascomycota; Sordariomycetes; Hypocreales; Bionectriaceae
Product: Cleavage factor two protein-like protein
Exons: 3
Coding region: 1-3720 (1239 amino acids)
Biological process (GO): mRNA 3'-end processing by stem-loop binding and cleavage
Cellular component (GO): mRNA cleavage and polyadenylation specificity factor complex
Molecular function (GO): RNA binding
Source: RefSeq, a predicted model, not a curated record